AUUCCUCGUUCAGUGUGUCUUCGUAGCUGUUAUCAGUUUAACCUUCCAAUUCUGGUGUGAUAUUCCGAGCGUUGUUUUGAAUCUCUACUGUUUUCUAUUGAUUCAGAUUGAAGUAAUUCAGAGAACGGCUGAGCGAUCCUAAUCACGCGUCGAACGUUCCCAAGACACAGACAUCCGUGAAAUCGAAGACUUCCAUCGUUUUGGACGUUUCCUCGAAGUAUCCCUCCUACAGUCGGAAAAUGAACUUCCCGGCCUGUACAACGUUGUUGUGUGGCAUCGUCAUCCUGGUCGCCGUAGUGGGCCCCGUCGCAGCAGCAGGCGCCAGUGACGGCGUAAUGACACGGCUGACGCGUAUCACCUUCACCGGUUCAGAGGCACCGCUUAUGGACGGAUUAGCAACAGUGAUGGUGAUCAUCAUUUUUGCUGGCUCACUCAUUAACGUUGUCGAUUUCGUCAAGCGUUUCACGGUUGGCGCGCGGGUCUGGAAACCAGAAGAUCACGGACGCAGUGGUGUGGCCGUUCACUCCGGAGGAACUUGUGGACCAGGCGCAGAAGGCCCGGUCAACCAUGGAGGGUCUCGCCAAGUCCUGGAGCCUCGACCACCCGCAACAAGAUCACGUGCACCAGUUCAUGUUGGUCGCAAAGACCUUUAUCGAAGUGCAGGUGGCGAUUGGAUCGCAGUUCGCCGUGAAGCAGAUUGCGGAUCUGCGUGAACAUUUGGCGGAAACGAUUGGUGCAGGGUUCGACCGCGUUAAUGACCACCUGAAGCUCAUCCAUGGCCAGGCCGAACGGGCUGAAGCAGGGAUGAUUCGUCUGGAGGACAAAGUGGAGAGACUGGAGACCAGAAUGACAGCUGUGGAAACCGAAGCGAAAGAAACUCGCGUCGUGGUGGAGGAAAUGCGCAACGCGAUGGACGACAUGAGCAUCGAGAUGUUAGCAGCGAGCUCCGGGAUCAGUGACCUAAAAGCGAUGUUCACUGUGCUUUCCGUACAUACCGGUCUCAACAUGUUUCUGGAAUGACCGCUUCUUACGCCCACUUAUUUCUUUUGCUUACCUUGUUGAAUGUUGGGCUCACUUGUUUUUUUGUUGUUUAGCCCACUUUGUUGGACUUAUUUGGAAUUUGCACUUUUGGAUUUUUAGUGGGCUACGUGCCCUUUUUUGUUUGUUGUAAUUGCGCUCGAAUCAGGUAUAACUGAUAAAAUUUGAGCAAUUUCCUGGAUUGUUCACAAAAGAUGAAGAAAA
This is a messenger RNA of Paramacrobiotus metropolitanus, 1242 nucleotides long. RefSeq lists its product as uncharacterized. Lineage: Eukaryota; Metazoa; Tardigrada; Eutardigrada; Parachela; Macrobiotidae. Bases 240 to 713 code for a protein of 157 amino acids. The record is from RefSeq and is a predicted model, not a curated record. The transcript is spliced from 5 exons.